Messenger RNA from Musa acuminata AAA Group (dessert banana), 1031 nucleotides. RefSeq lists its product as uncharacterized. The record is from RefSeq and is a predicted model, not a curated record. NCBI's taxonomy places the organism in Eukaryota, Viridiplantae, Streptophyta, Magnoliopsida, Zingiberales, Musaceae. The transcript has a single exon. Bases 107 to 802 code for a protein of 231 amino acids.
GUUGCUCCUCCAAAAGGUGAUGGAAUGUUCCCACCGACCCUUAUCCUCCUCCUCCCCAUGCAAACCAUUACCCUCAACAGCAAUCAAAUAAAUAUCUCCAGCGCUCAUGGCUAAUCCUAAGCCUCAAGACCUUCUCAAGUAUUCAUCUUUGUCCUAUAAAUGUCCCACCACGCUUCCAUCCAUGUCACUACCACUGUUCACACCUGAGUGGCUAGCCAUGGAGAAGCUGCCCAGGUCGCAAGUGGCGAAGGGGGCGUUCCUUCUCUUGCUCCUCUUCUUCCCCUUCAUAUCCUCGUCCCUGAGAACCUCUUACCUCUACUUCCUUCUCAACAUCCUUAUUGUUGCUCUAGGUGUCGAGGCCGGCUUCCUCGACGCCAUCUCCAGGCAUCAAGAGGAGAAGAAGGCACACAACACCGCGGCAGCUCCCACCGCCGGAAGUGCUGCACCCGUUGACGCAGCUAACUAUGUGGCUGAGGUUGUCAACCCGCGUGAACGGGCUCCGCAGCAGAAGCCGGUGGGGCAGAAGUCCGCGAAAGUUGCGCCGGGAGAGCAGACGCUCAAGCGCUGCCCCUCCAAGCCGAGCCUUUUCUUCAUCGGUGGAUUCGAGGGAGACAGUGCGGGUAAAGAGUGGGAGGAGGACGAGGAGGAGGAGGAGGAGAAGGAGGAGGAGGCUGGAGAGCUCAGCAAGCAGGAGCUGUUUGCCAAGGCGGAGGCUUUCAUUGGCAACUUCUACAUGCAGCUGAAGAUGCAGAGGGAAGAGUCGUGGAAUAAGAUUCAAGGGCUUUAUCACAGGGCUUUCUAGGCUUUCCAUGAUGCAUGCUUAAUUACUUCCAUAUCGAUGUCGCAUUUCAUUAUAUAACACGGUCAUCCCGAUCCUUGAAUUAUAAUUUGCUUUUUUUUCUUUUAUUAGAAGGGUCAGAAAGGAGUGAAGUACCAAAACCAUUUUUCUUUGGUACACCUCAUUCUUUCAUACAUGUUUCUCUGAAAGAUACAUGUAUACAUUGACAGCUUAGUCAGGAUGGUUUCUUUAA